This is a messenger RNA of Diospyros lotus (date-plum), 4882 nucleotides long. RefSeq names its product protein FAR1-RELATED SEQUENCE 2. Gene Ontology annotation, molecular function: zinc ion binding. The record is from RefSeq and is a predicted model, not a curated record. Lineage: Eukaryota; Viridiplantae; Streptophyta; Magnoliopsida; Ericales; Ebenaceae. Gene Ontology annotation, biological process: regulation of DNA-templated transcription. The coding region runs from base 404 to 2989 and encodes 861 amino acids. The transcript is spliced from 9 exons.
CAAAGCCAGCGUCUUCAACCCCCUCUCCUUUACUCGGACUCUGCUGUCUGUACUGAUCAAAUUCGAAACCUACGUCGAUCGGAAUCAGAUUUUCGCCGGUCCGUCAGCUAUCCAUUCUGCAACUUUUUUCGAAUCAGUCUUCGACUGGUUUCGGUGGCGAUUGACGGUUUGGACUGGUUUUCUUCAAUGAUUCAAAGCAAAGCAAGGGUUUAUUCUCAGCGAUCUGUCCAUGGAUAAGUGAAUAAGUCCUUGUGUGUGAGUUUCAAGUUUCAAUUUAGGGCCGUCUCGGAUAAUUUAUGGUGUUUUUGGAGACCAAAAUAGCUACAAGCUUGGAAUCCAGGGUUCUUUUGCUUUAAAUUUUGGCCAUCUUGGUAGAAUGGAUUUCCAGUGACAAAAUACCGCCAUGGAUAUUGAUCUUGAGCUGCCUGCAGGCCAGAAGGACAAACCAGAUGCUAGACUGGAUACAGAGGUUGGCGAUGAUACAAAUGGACUACAGUUGGAGGAAGAGGAAGCAAAUUAUCCUAAACUUUGUGGCAAUGAUGAGGAAAACCUGGGACUAAAUAUAGGUGAAAACAUCAGUACAAGCAGGGAGGGAGUUGAUGAAGUUGCUCUUGGCUUGGAUUCUUCUGACAAGGAGCUCAAGAGUUAUGAGCCCCAAAAUAGUUUGGAGUUCGACUCAAAGGAGGCUGCAUAUUCUUUUUACAGAGAAUAUGCUAGGGCUGUGGGAUUUGGCAUUACAAUAAAAGCAAGUCGCCGGUCGAAAAAAUCUGGAAACUUCAUUGAUGUAAAAAUAGCCUGUUCUAGAUAUGGUAGUAAGCGUGAGUCCAGUAUGAUAGCUAAUUCACGAUCAUGUCCCAAGACUGAUUGCAAAGCAAGUAUGCAUAUGAAGAGACGACAGGAUGGGAAAUGGUUUAUAUAUAGUUUUGUAAAGGAGCAUAACCAUGAAAUUUGUCCUUCUGACUUUCAUUAUGCUCUCAGGGGAAGGAGUAAGCAGUCCGGUAAUGUUGCUUGUCAAAAGAAAGGACUGCAGUUGGCUUUAGAUGAGGUGGAUGUACAAGUGUUGUUAGAGUAUUUUAUACUUAUGCAAGAUGAUAAUAUUAAUUUUUAUUAUGCCAUAGAUUUGGACCAUGAAAAUCGUAUGAGAAAUGUGUUUUGGAUUGAUGCCAAGAGCAGAAAUGACUACAACAGUUUUUGUGAUGUAGUCUUCUUUGAUAGCAGCUAUAUUAGGAGCAGAUACAAAGUGCCCUUUCUUCCUAUUGUUGGAGUGAACAAUCACUUUCAGUUAAUUUUGCUUGGAUGUGCAUUAAUUGGGGAGGAAACAGCAUCAACUUUUGUUUGGUUAAUGCGCACUUGGCUUAGAGCAGUGGGUGGUCAAACUCCUAAAGUUAUAAUUACUGAUGAAGGUAAAUCGCUGGAAGAAGCUAUUAAAGAGGUGCUUCCUGAUGCACGCCAUUGUUUUUGCUUGUGGCAUGUGCUAAGAAACAUUCCAGAAAAUCUUGGUCAUAAAGUGAAUAGCUUUGAAAAUUUUAUGAUGAAAUUUAACAAAUGCAUACGCCAGUAUUGGAAAAUUGAAGAGUUUGAAAAGAAAUGGUGGAAAAUGGUCGACAAAUUUGAGCUUAGAGAAAAUGAAUGGCUUCAAUCACUUUAUGAAAAUCGUAAAAAGUGGAUUCCUGCUUACAUGCAUGAUACUUUUCUGGCUGGAAUUUGUACAGCUGAGCGAUCUGAGUGCAUAUCCUCUUUGUUUGAUAAAUACAUACACAGGGAGAUGACGUGUAAGGAAUUUAUCAACAAGUACAAAGAAUUUUUGUAUGAUAGGUGUGAAGCAGAAGCAAAAGCUGAUUUUGAAAUACAUCACGAUUCGCCCACUUUAAGGUCUCAUUCUCCUUUUGAGAAACAGAUGUCAACAGUUUUUACAAUUGCAAUUUUCAAGAAAUUUCAGGUUGAGGUUUUGGGGACAGUUGCUUGUAGUAUGCAAAAAGAAUGUGAAGAUGAGGCAGCUGUAAGAUUUCGGGUUUAUGAUUUGGAAGAGCAGGAGAAUUUCCUUGUAGUAUGGAGUGAAGCAAACUUGCGUGUCUCUUGUUCCUGCCAUUCAUUUGAGUAUAAAGGCUUCCUUUGUAGACAUGCAAUGAAGGUUCUCCAAAUAUCUGGUGUCUCCAGCAUCCCAACUCACUAUAUACCAAGACGGUGGACAAAAGUUGCAAAGAUCAGGCUACUGAAUAGUGAACUUUCAAGAAAAUUUCCUUACAGGGUCCAACGUUUUAAUGAUCUUUGUAAAAGAGCCAUUGAAUUGGGUGAAAAGGGGUCCUUUACCCAGGAAACCUAUAAUAUUGUCAUUAAUGCACUGCAAGAAGCCAUGAAACAUUGUGUUAGUGCAAACAAUUCUGUGAGAUCUGUUUUAGAGCCAAAUUCAUUUGCUACUCAUGGUUCCCUUAGCAUUGAAGAAGAGAAUCAAAGCAACAAUUUGGCCAAAGCAUCUAAGAAAAAGAAGUUACAUAAGAAGAAAAAGGUACAAUCUGAGACUGAAGUAAUAACUAGUGGGAUGCAAGACAGCACCCGGAAGAUGGGGCAAUUGAACUCUGGAGCACACUGCCUUGAUAACACGUUUGUUCCUCAACAGGACAUUCUAGGGAUGGAAGUGGGCCUUAGAACACCAACUGUGGAUGACUACUAUAGUGCUCAACAGAGUGUACAAGGAGUAGUGCGGGGUCCAUUUAACUCAUUAUCUUCAAGUCCCGAUGGCUAUUAUAGCAGCCAACAGGGGAUGCAGGGGAUGGGACAAUUGAAUUCAAUCCCAUUGCGCCUUGGUCAUUACGGUUCUCAGCAAAGCCUGCAAGGACUGUUGCAUGAACAACUUGGUCUUAGAGCAGCAGCUAUGCAUGGGUGUUUCGGCAUUCAUGACAGCUUGCAGAAUAUGGAACAGCCAGUGGGUUCCAGACAGUUCCACAAUGUUGCAGCCAAACAUUUGCAUGACAAGCAUCCCCCUAGCUAGUUACACUGGGUUGCCUUCUUCCUGAUGAAAGACAUCAGACGUUUUCAACAAAACAUAUGAGUUGAUACAGCUCUGCUGCUUUUUUUUUCCCUAAGCAGUCCCCUUAUUUAGUAUCGAAGUACAGGACUCUCGCUCUCUCUCGUGUGUGCAACUGUGCCAUUGAAUAAUAAGCUGUGGAAUACUGAAUAAUCCUUUGCCUCUACUCAUUAGGAAAGAAGAAACUUAUCUCAAGGGCUUUAGUUCUAAAGAUGACAUUCUCCACAUCAUUCUGGUAAUACCUUCCAUAAAAAAGUAUAAUUUCUUUAAAAAGGAUGUCAUAUAGUGUAAGACAAGAUGUAUUCCUCAUUUUGCAUUGUGGUUUGAUUGGUUUGUCACACAACUUUAAGCAUCAUUGAUGCAGCACUGUCUAAAAUUAGACAAAUUACAAACCACUUAUCCUAUGCAUGGAAUUAGGACCUGGGGAAAGAAAAAUAAAUAUUUGUAAAUAUGUAUGAAUUUGUGUAUAUAUGUGUCACUAAUUUUAUUUUUAUUCUUUACUUCUUUUCAUUGAAAGAUCCUUGUACCAUAUUUCAACUCUUCGUUACCCUAAACCCUACUCUCUCUCUCUCGCGCGCGUGCGCCAUCAUCGGAAAUGUCUGUGGCCUGCCCUCUGGUGAUGAUCCAUUCCAUGUAACAUUGCCACUGAUGGUGCAACAACUACUGUAGUGUUGCCAGCUAUCAUGAAGUUUCCCAUCAGCCCCAAGAUUCACUAAGACCAACAAUGACAUGGCAUUCAACCGCUGUCAUCCUUAUGCUGUGUACCAGGAGGCUGACCACCAGACAACCGUGGCAUCCUGGGGCACUGGACUAUGGCAGUGGCUUGUAAUCCCUGUGAUUCUGGCAGCGGUCCUUUGUCAACUUCUACUGUGGCAGCCAUAUGUUGGUGCCGACCAAGAAGAAGUUUUGUGCUGUCUUUUUGACAAUUACUGCCUCUGCUGUUCCCUAUCUCAUUCUUGCACACAGUCACCAAAUUGAGUCUGUUCCUGAGAUACCCUUCUAUGUUGGUGACUUUGUUGAUGGGAUUGAGAAAGCCCUUUUGGCGAUCAAAGCUCUUGAGUAGAUUAGUGCCUAUUUGGACACAGAAAAGGAGAAAAACGGUGCUCCAUUCGUCCCAGGAAGAGCAACAUCUGAAUCUGUAGCUAUAUUUUUGCUGAGAAGGCCCUCUUAUUGUAUGUGGCACCAAGGGGAAUGAAGUUUGUCGAAGCGUUUUGGAACAUCCUGGGGUUGAGAUUGCCUAUAUGGAAUGCCUUAAAUCUUCUCAAGCUCACACCCAAUGGCCUUUUUGAGUGGUUCACCAUUUGGGCUAAAUCAGCUUGAGAAGUUGGAUUCAAUCUAGGGAUGGUCCGAAAGUCUGAGCCUUGGAGAAGAAGGGGCACUAUGUAAGGGCGAAGGUAGGCAAUGCGGGACCUGGCCAGGAUUAUAAGCUCUGAUGAGACACAGCCAGUGGUGCAACUGAUUAAGGAGAUAAAGAGGGCACCAAGGAAGAACUUGAAUGCAUUACUCAAGCUCAAUCUUUGUGCCAAAGCUGCAAGAAAUAAGAACUCUGCGAACGAGAAGCUUGAUAAGAAGAGGAACCAAAUCUCUAAGGUAAACUCACUGACAUCAUAGUUCAAAAUUUGUAUCUAAUACAUGACAUCUUAGUCUCAAUCAUUUUUUCAUGCCUGACAGAUGACUUUUAUCUGGAUUAAUCGUUGGAUUUAUUUUGUUGAGUUAUUUCCUUACUGAAGUCUAAGAAUGUGAAGCAUCUCCUGUCUUUUCUCCAACUUUCAGGGUAAAUAAUUGUCUGCCACAGUAAUGUUACUACUAAACUAAUUCCUGGUUAAGCAAUUUUACCUAAAGCUAGUGUAUUUCAUC